UCUGGUUUAUCAUCCCUCAGUAAGGAAUCUUUUAAGUCUGCAAUGAAAAACAUGACAUCAUCUACAGUGAUCAAACAGAACUUCAAAUGUGCGACUAAAUAUGCAGUUCAGGAAAUCGGGAAACAGUCCGUGCUCACUAUCAUGAACUACGCAAUCGAUUCAGCCCUUCAGGAAGUCUUUAAGAAGAUUUUACAAAGCAGCUUUGAGAAGGUUGUUACUUCAUCAGUGAAGCAGAGCCGUGAACUGGAUCAGAAUCUUGUGGAGUUUAUCAGCUCAGGCAUUCCGAAAGCUGCAUUGAAAAAAGAGGAUUUCAAGUUUGACCAGGCUUAUGAGAAGCAAAUAAAAAAAACAGUUGGUAUGCUCUGCGAAGAGGUAAUUCCUCACCUCAUACUGGACUGUACCACAGCACGGGAUGUUAUCAGCAAACUCUCUGAAGUGUGUGAAGCAGCAUCAGAACUUAUGAAUAAAGCCAAACUGUCAGGAGUGCAUGGAAUGGCAAAGCUGGCUCUGAAAGUAUCUAAGGGCUCAGCAGAUCUAGUUCAAAUAUUGGGUGCCAUACCAACAAGGCACAUAAUACAAGAUCAAUUUGUUCCUGAGUUAAUGGAGAGCAUCAGUGAGCUUCAGAAAGAAAUGACAAAGUAUGACCAAGAUGGGCAACACCAUUUACACGAUGUACAGCGCCUUAAAGGUGAACUUCUUCAGACUAUCGCCCAGAAGGUGUCUGACCAAUUCAUCAUUUACUGCUCUGAACAUAUAACUUCUUUAAUGACAAGCACAUUUAAGAGUCAUUUAAACAGUGCUGCAGUACAGGCGGUGGACCAUGUCAUGUGCAGACAUAAAACUCAGCGCUUCUUUGAUGACCAGAGGGAAAAACACAACAAGAGAUCUGCGAGCCACAAGGAAGUGGAACAGCUGUCAGAUGAGGACAAAACAAACCUAAUGCAGUAUACAGAAGAUAUGUGCAAAGCCGAUCAGCCUACAGCAGCCCUCGAUGUGUACGUGCUCACAAAAAGCAACCUGCUCAGUGGAAAAGGAAUUGAACUCACUGUCGUUGAUGAAAAUGGAAAACAGCUCACUGUGGAACGUUACCCAGGAACCAACAAAUCAGCAGGCGAUAUAAAACUGAGAUUAACUAAACCUGCAAAAGACACACAUCCAUCACAAGCUGAUACACAGCUGUACAGUGGCUGUUUUGACAUUGUACAGGAUGAUGGCAGGAUAGUCAGCGUUAACUCGGAUCAUCAGAACGCUCUUUAUCACGCUGUAGCACAAGCAACUGGCAGCGAGACAAAGGACCUACAGAAGGAAGCUUUGAUUCUACGUAUAAAAGUUAAAAAUGAGAUCCAGACAAACCUUGAGUCGUACACACCCCUGCUUAUUCUCCAGAGAGGAUACGACUUCUGUCACAAAAACCCCAGUAAAUACAGCAUAACUGGAGGAAGUAUAAAGAAGACCGACGUUGCACUGCAGAAAUACUUGCAGAGUGUUAAAUUCAUCAGAAGUGGCGAACGAAUCCUCAUCAAAAUGUACCAUCUUGGGUUUGUUGGUGAAUAUAAAAGUGUUGUAAGUGCUCGGAGGUCCGGUAAGAACACCACAGGGACACUUAACACAAGCCACAUUCCACCAAAGGACUCCAUCAGACUUGCCGAGUCGGUCAUAGAUAACCCAAACUCAGUGAGCGAGUUUAAAAAUAAAAACCUGCCACUUUAUAAACUAAUCAGCAACAUAAAGACUGACAGCAAUGGAUGGAACCUGAUUACCAUGGAGGUUCUGGGACAAGAUCACAGACGAGCUUUAACUACGGGCCCAAGCAGCCACUCACAGAAGGCCAGGAAACUUCUAGCAGACAGCAUAAUUAGUGGAGACGUGGAGCUUCUGCUGAAACGCUGCAUGAUUCUUCAUCACCCGCUCACCUCACAAAAGCUGAGAGAAGCUCUAGGUGAAAGCAUUCCCUCUCAGUGCCACGUUUUGUCCGAUGAAGGUAUCCGAGGCUACUACAAAGCAGGAUACCGAAACCUGGUGUCAGAGUAUAACCGCAUGGGAAUGCUGGAUCAGAACCAGUGUGAGCGUCUGGACGAGUGGGUGACUCAGAACCAGCACGAGGACACUAGCACUGCAGAGUAUGGCCAGGUUCUGCAGGGGCUACAGUGUUAGUGAACACAAGUUCUCUUCAGCGCCUUAUGAUAAAUAUGACGAUGAAGAUGAUGCCUAUAGAAAGAUGAAAUGUAUUAAUCUCUGAAAUUGCAUUCACUGCACACACAAAAAAAAACAAGUAAAGAUAUAUUGUUUUGUUAGUAGAUCAGUUUGGUCAUUUCAAGCAUUUUUAGAAAGGACCAUAAAAUAAG
Molecule: messenger RNA, 2345 nt
Organism: Sinocyclocheilus grahami
Lineage: Eukaryota; Metazoa; Chordata; Actinopteri; Cypriniformes; Cyprinidae
Exons: 6
Coding region: 43-2154 (703 amino acids)
Source: RefSeq, a predicted model, not a curated record